Messenger RNA from Cyphellophora europaea CBS 101466, 1428 nucleotides. RefSeq lists its product as uncharacterized. The coding region runs from base 1 to 1428 and encodes 475 amino acids. The record is from RefSeq and is a predicted model, not a curated record. Lineage: Eukaryota; Fungi; Ascomycota; Eurotiomycetes; Chaetothyriales; Cyphellophoraceae. The transcript has a single exon.
AUGCCGUUCCAGAUUUCCCAUGUGCCUUACUGGAAAUCGAAUGGACCCUUCGCGGGCUACAUCGAGAAUCGACUCCCGUGGGACUCGGACCGAGAGUGCGUGAGAUGCCAAUCUGAGGAUCGCUACUACUACCUGAGGCAGGACAUUGCCAUCGAAGAACCUAAGCAUGUACCGCUCCAUCUCAGGAACCCUCUCCGUCAAUAUUUCGCGAUGAAAGAGGAAGGGCUUCUGGGACUGCACAAUCAAGAAAGGGUGAACGCGAGAUGGUCACAGCGUCCCUAUCAAGAGGCAACUCUCCGUGAUCACUUCGGUAGCCAGCUAUACAAGGCUCAAUUGGGCUGGGAGGAUCACUUCGAGGUCCUCAGACAGCAAGAAGAGCGCCGCGAAGUCUUAGGGAAGCCUCCUCUUCCCUGGGGAGAUCUAGACGUCGGAGAGUAUAAGCUACCCCCGGGACCCCUGCCUGAGAACCCACAGCGCGAGUACUUGGGUGCGACAGUUAUCGCUUUUCUCAACCGCCUCAAAGAAAUUCGCCAGGAAGUUUCAGGCAUUCGAGAUCGACACGAGCGCAACAUACAGUUUUUUGUUAGACUGCGCGACUUCACCCAGCCACUGGCGGUGCGGGCUCUCAAGUUCGGUGAGAGGGGUAGCGGUUCUUCCAUCUCUUCCAACUCUACCGCUGCCGAUGCUUGGUACCGAGAGAACCCAUUCCCUGACCGGCGCUCCAAGCCCCAGAGGUCGUGGUCUCCCGGCGGACGCGAGUAUCGGCCCCUGAAGAGUAUUACGCACAUCCUCACAGGUGGCACGGACAUGCCGAAGAAAAGUGAAGAUUAUAUCCGCCAACAGCGGCUCAAGUACCCUUACCCUGUCCCAGAUGCAAUUCCUGCCUUCGACAAGGCCCACAUCGAGUUUGACCGGCAGUGUGCGGCUGAGUACAAAGUCGAGGGACAAUGGAAAUGUCGGAACAUAGUCAACUGCACCAUUACCGACCGCAUCUUGAAGGGCGACUUCGACAGUGUCUCAGCAUUUGUCCUCGGCAACGUUAGGGCUGACUAUGACUUCUUGAUGUUCAUGGCACGUAAUGAGCACGACUUCUACGAGAGAACUGGCAAGGAGAAAGGCCGUGCCGACGAUGAGAGUGCUACAACAGCGGACGAGUCCAGCAUAGCCGAGUCCGGGACGACGGUGGGCCGAUCCGCCGCUUUGAAUAUACGCACUCGACCGGGCCCGUCAUCUAGCGUGGCGAGCUCGCAACUUACGGGUACUGGAACUCGCUCUCGAUUUACGGACACCGAUGUUAGCUAUGCGACCUCCAGAGACAGCGAGGCUGCAAGUCAGUUGUCAGAAGCCUCUCGUGCCGGCCAUGGACGAGGCCGUCGUCACUAUGAUGAUGAAGACGAGGACUCAGACAGCGACACGACAGAGGCGUGA